AUGAUCUUAUCAGCCUCGGGUGCAUCCUCGCUCAAGGCCCAUCUGGCCAACGAGGAAGGAUUUGGCAUAGCCCAAUCUCUCACAGCAGCCCACAAGAUUGGCUGUCAUCACCUUGCCACGGCGAAAGGGUCUGGGUGUUAUGCGGCCAGUGUUGGCUUUGGAGGAGAGGUAAAGCUAUGGCGUUACGAGGAUGGGAUGUGGAAUGAAGACCUCAAAGAUAACGGCAAGGUAAAAGAUAUAUGGGCUGUUUCUCUGUCCUCAGAUGCGCGGUACCUUGCCGGCACCACCCAUGAUGGCCGUAUUAAAGUCUGGGACCUUCAGAACAACAUAGAGGAGGUAUGGAACUUUGAGACGAGAGGGAGCUUUGGCAUAGAUCAACACAAGCUGAUGAACCUAGGUCUUGCCUCACCCGUUAGAGCGGUAUCGUUUUCUCCCGGAGGAAAGUUACUGGCUGCUGCGGGGGACUCUACAAUGAUUAUGAUUUAUGAGACAAGCUCCGGGGAACAGUUUGCAACACUGAUCGGCCAUGCCGCGUGGGUUACCUCCUUGGACUGGAACGACUCUGGCGAAUAUCUCCUAAGCGGUUCGUUUGACGGCAAAGUUAAAGUGUGGUCAAUUGAGCGGAAGGCCUGUGUUGCGACGCUCUUAGAAUCUGAUAAGGCUAUAUGGAGCGUUAAAUGGCUGCCAAAGGUGGGAAAGGCAGAACGGUUCGCGGCAGCAGGCGCCAGCCAGAGCAUUGCAUUAUACCGAGAAGCUAACAGUAGCUAA
Molecule: messenger RNA, 768 nt
Organism: Trichophyton verrucosum HKI 0517
Lineage: Eukaryota; Fungi; Ascomycota; Eurotiomycetes; Onygenales; Arthrodermataceae
Exons: 5
Coding region: 1-768 (255 amino acids)
Cellular component (GO): Cdc73/Paf1 complex
Molecular function (GO): protein binding
Source: RefSeq, a predicted model, not a curated record